Messenger RNA from Octopus sinensis (East Asian common octopus), 837 nucleotides. Its product is annotated as DNA replication licensing factor mcm5-A-like. Gene Ontology annotation, molecular function: DNA replication origin binding; single-stranded DNA helicase activity; 3'-5' DNA helicase activity. Gene Ontology annotation, cellular component: nucleus; MCM complex. NCBI's taxonomy places the organism in Eukaryota, Metazoa, Mollusca, Cephalopoda, Octopoda, Octopodidae. The record is from RefSeq and is a predicted model, not a curated record. The transcript is spliced from 2 exons. Gene Ontology annotation, biological process: double-strand break repair via break-induced replication; DNA replication initiation.
AUGUCAGGCUUCGAUGUGGGUGAAGUUUACUUUAGCGAUGGACUCGGAUUACUUACAAACUUAGAAAAUACUGAAAAUUUAAACACAGAAUUAAUAAACAAAUUCACGAACUUUAUCCUCAAUUUCCAUGGCCAAGAAUUUGAUUAUAUCUACCGGUUUAUUUACCACAAAAAGUCUUCUGACGUCUCCCGCCUCAUAAAAGUCCAAGGAAUCGUCAUCUCGGCGUCUUCUCUCAAGGCAAAAGCCCGCGCAAUUACAAUCCAAUGCCGAGGAUGUUCCACAACCAUCAAUAACAUUCCAAUUGAUAUUGGUUUAGAUGGUUAUAAUCUUCCCCGAAAAUGGUGAUGUAUUGACUGAUUGGCUAGUCAGCAGUCACCGCAGUGUCCGUUGGAUCCGUAUUUUAUAGUCCCUGAAAAGUGCACGUGUGUGGACUAUCAAGUAUUGAAACUACAGGAGACCCCCGACGCUGUUCCUACGGGAGAAGUGCCCCGACAUUUGCUGUUGUUCUGCGACCGACAUUUAUGUGAGAGAGCAGUUCCUGGGAAUUGGAUUUCGGUGGUUGGGAUCUAUUCCGUGAGAAAAACCGGGAAGGAUCGAGCUGUGGGAACACGGAGACCGUAUUUGAGAGUGUUGGGAAUAGACGGGACUAUCUCCACUGCCAUCAAGUAUUCCGACGUGGAGGAAGGUCAGUUUCGAGCUCUGGCCAGUCAAAAGAAUGUUCAUGACGUUAUAGCCGAUUCGAUCGCGCCUUCGAUCUUUGGGUCGAGGGACGUAAAAAAGGCUUUGGCUUGUCUCGUCUUUGGUGGAAGUAGAAAAAUGUCUAUUUUAAUUGUUUGA